CGGGCUCCGGCGGGGUACUGGGCGCAGGUCACCUCAGCGCGGGAGGCCGGCGCGGCGGCGGGUGGCUCCAAAAGGUGCCGCGCCCGCUCCCGGGGAAGGCGCUGUGGCGCGGGGCCGCCCCCUUGCGCCCCGGGCGCCGGCUGCGGCCCGGCCUCCUCCUCCUCUUCCUCCGCCCUCCUUGGCUGGGAAAGUGGGAGGCGGCGGCGGCGGCGGCGGCGUGGUGUGUGUGCGCGCGUGAGGGGGGCAGCAGAGAGGAGUCUCCCGGUGCCGCCGCGGCGUCAGAGACACUGCGAGCGGCGAGCGCGGUGGGGCCGCAUCUGCAUCAGCCGCCGCAGCCGCUGCGGGGCCGCGAACAAAGAGGAGGAGCCGAGGCGCGAGAGCAAAGUCUGAAAUGGAUGUUACAUGAGUCAUUUUAAGGGAUGCACACAACUAUGAACAUUUCUGAAGAUUUUUUCUCAGUAAAGUAGAUAAAGAUGGAUGAAUCAGCCUUGUUGGAUCUUUUGGAGUGUCCGGUGUGUCUAGAGCGCCUUGAUGCUUCUGCGAAGGUCUUGCCUUGCCAGCAUACGUUUUGCAAGCGAUGUUUGCUGGGGAUCGUAGGUUCUCGAAAUGAACUCAGAUGUCCCGAGUGCAGGACUCUUGUUGGCUCGGGUGUCGAGGAGCUUCCCAGUAACAUCUUGCUGGUCAGACUUCUGGAUGGCAUCAAACAGAGGCCUUGGAAACCUGGUCCUGGUGGGGGAAGUGGGACCAACUGCACAAAUGCAUUACGGUCUCAGAGCAGCACUGUGGCUAAUUGUAGCUCAAAAGAUCUGCAGAGCUCCCAGGGUGGACAGCAGCCUCGGGUGCAAGCCUGGAGCCCCCCAGUGAGGGGUAUACCUCAGUUACCAUGUGCCAAAGCAUUAUACAACUACGAAGGAAAAGAGCCUGGAGACCUUAAAUUCAGCAAAGGUGACAUCAUCAUUUUGCGAAGACAAGUGGAUGAAAAUUGGUACCAUGGGGAAGUCAAUGGAAUCCAUGGCUUUUUCCCCACCAACUUUGUGCAGAUUAUUAAACCGUUACCUCAGCCCCCACCUCAGUGCAAAGCACUUUAUGACUUUGAAGUGAAAGACAAGGAAGCAGACAAAGAUUGCCUUCCAUUUGCAAAGGAUGAUGUUCUGACUGUGAUCCGAAGAGUGGAUGAAAACUGGGCUGAAGGAAUGCUGGCAGACAAAAUAGGAAUAUUUCCAAUUUCAUAUGUUGAGUUUAACUCAGCUGCUAAGCAGCUGAUAGAAUGGGAUAAGCCUCCUGUGCCAGGAGUUGAUGCUGGAGAAUGUUCCUCGGCAGCAGCCCAGAGCAGCACUGCCCCAAAGCACUCCGACACCAAGAAGAACACCAAAAAGCGGCACUCCUUCACUUCCCUCACUAUGGCCAACAAGUCCUCCCAGGCAUCCCAGAACCGCCACUCCAUGGAGAUCAGCCCCCCUGUCCUCAUCAGCUCCAGCAACCCCACUGCUGCUGCACGGAUCAGCGAGCUGUCUGGGCUCUCCUGCAGUGCCCCUUCUCAGGUUCAUAUAAGUACCACCGGGUUAAUUGUGACCCCGCCCCCAAGCAGCCCAGUGACAACUGGCCCCUCGUUUACUUUCCCAUCAGAUGUUCCCUACCAAGCUGCCCUUGGAACUUUGAAUCCUCCUCUUCCACCACCCCCUCUCCUGGCUGCCACUGUCCUUGCCUCCACACCACCAGGCGCCGCCGCUGCUGCUGCUGCUGCUGGAAUGGGACCGAGGCCCAUGGCAGGAUCCACUGACCAGAUUGCACAUUUACGGCCGCAGACUCGCCCCAGUGUGUAUGUUGCUAUAUAUCCAUACACUCCUCGGAAAGAGGAUGAACUAGAGCUGAGAAAAGGGGAGAUGUUUUUAGUGUUUGAGCGCUGCCAGGAUGGCUGGUUCAAAGGGACAUCCAUGCAUACCAGCAAGAUAGGGGUUUUCCCUGGCAAUUAUGUGGCACCAGUCACAAGGGCGGUGACAAAUGCUUCCCAAGCUAAAGUCCCUAUGUCUACAGCUGGCCAGACAAGUCGGGGGGUGACCAUGGUCAGUCCUUCCACGGCAGGAGGGCCUGCCCAGAAGCUCCAGGGAAAUGGCGUGGCUGGGAGUCCCAGUGUUGUCCCCACAGCUGUGGUAUCAGCAGCUCACAUCCAGACAAGUCCUCAGGCUAAGGUCUUGUUGCACAUGACGGGGCAAAUGACAGUCAACCAGGCCCGCAAUGCUGUGAGGACAGUUGCAGCGCACAACCAGGAACGCCCCACGGCAGCAGUGACACCCAUCCAGGUACAGAAUGCCGCCGGCCUCACCCCUGCAUCUGUGGGCCUGUCCCAUCACUCGCUGGCCUCCCCACAACCUGCGCCUCUGAUGCCAGGCUCAGCCACGCACACUGCUGCCAUCAGUAUCAGUCGAGCCAGUGCCCCUCUGGCCUGUGCAGCAGCUGCUCCACUGACCUCCCCAAGCAUCACCAGUGCUUCUCUGGAGGCUGAGCCCAGUGGCCGGAUAGUGACCGUUCUCCCUGGACUCCCCACAUCUCCUGACAGUGCUUCAUCAGCUUGUGGGAACAGUUCAGCAACCAAACCAGACAAGGAUAGCAAAAAAGAAAAAAAGGGUUUGUUGAAGUUGCUUUCUGGCGCCUCCACUAAACGGAAGCCCCGCGUGUCUCCUCCAGCAUCGCCCACCCUAGAAGUGGAGCUGGGCAGUGCAGAGCUUCCUCUCCAGGGAGCGGUGGGGCCCGAACUGCCACCAGGAGGUGGCCAUGGCAGGGCAGGCUCCUGCCCUGUGGACGGGGACGGACCGGUCACGACUGCAGUGGCAGGAGCAGCCCUGGCCCAGGAUGCUUUUCAUAGGAAGGCAAGUUCCCUGGACUCCGCAGUUCCCAUCGCUCCACCUCCUCGCCAGGCCUGUUCCUCCCUGGGUCCUGUCUUGAAUGAGUCUAGACCUGUCGUUUGUGAAAGGCACAGGGUGGUGGUUUCCUAUCCUCCUCAGAGUGAGGCAGAACUUGAACUUAAAGAAGGAGAUAUUGUGUUUGUUCAUAAAAAACGAGAGGAUGGCUGGUUCAAAGGCACAUUACAACGUAAUGGGAAAACUGGCCUUUUCCCAGGAAGCUUUGUGGAAAACAUAUGAGGAGACUGACACUGAAGAAGCUUAAAAUCACUUCACACAACAAAGUAGCACAAAGCAGUUUAACAGAAAGAGCACAUUUGUGGACUUCCAGAUGGUCAGGAGAUGGGCAAAGGAUUGGUAUGUGACUCCGAUGCCCCAGCACAGUUACCCCAGCGAGCAGAGUGAAGAAGAUGUUUGUGUGGGUUUUGUUAGUCUGGAUUCGGAUGUAUAAGGUGUGCCUUGUACUGUCUGAUUUACUACACAGAGAAACCUUUUUUUUUUUUUUUAAGAUAUAUGACUAAAAUGGACAAUUGUUUACAAGGCUUAACUAAUUUAUUUGCUUUUUUAAACUUGAACUUUUCGUAUAAUAGAUACGUUCUUUGGAUUAUGAUUUUAAGAAAUUAUUAAUUUAUGAAAUGAUAGGUAAGGAGAAGCUGGAUUAUCUCCUGUUGAGAGCAAGAGAUUCGUUUUGACAUAGAGUGAAUGCAUUUUCCCCUCUCCUCCUCCCUGCUACCAUUAUAUUUUGGGGUUAUGUUUUGCUUCUUUAAGAUUGAAAUCCCAGUUCUCUAAUUUGGUUUUCUUCUUUGGGAAACCAAACAUACAAAUGAAUCCGUAUCAAUUAGGGCCUGAGGUAGAGAGACAGAAACUUGAGAGAAGAGAAGUUAGUGAUUCCCUCUCUUUCUAGUUUGGUAGGAAUCACCCUGAAGACCUAGUCCUCAAUUUAAUUGUGUGGGUUUUUAAUUUUCCUGGAAUGAAGUGACUGAAACAAUGAGAAAGAAUACAGCACAACCCUUGAACAAAAUGUAUUUAGAAAUAUAUUUAGUUUUAUAGCAGAAGCAGCUCAAUUGUUUGGUUGGAAAGUAGGGGAAAUUGAAGUUGUAGUCACUGUCUGAGAAUGGCUAUGAAGCGUCAUUUCACAUUUUACCCCAACUGACCUGCAUGCCCAGGACACAAGUAAAACAUUUGUGAGAUAGUGGUGGUAAGUGAUGCACUCGUGUUAAGUCAAAGGCUAUAAGAAACACUGUGAAAAGUUCAUAUUCAUCCAUUGUGAUUCUUUCCCCACGUCUUGCAUGUAUUACUGGAUUCCCACAGUAAUAUAGACUGUGCAUGGUGUGUAUAUUUCAUUGCAAUUUCCUGUUAAGAUGAGUUUGUACUCAGAAUUGACCAAUUCAGGAGGUGUAAAAAUAAACAGUGUUCUCUUCUCUACCCCAAAGCCACUACUGACCAAGGUCUCUUCAGUGCACUCGCUCCCUCUCUGGCUAAGGCAUGCAUUAGCCACUACACAAGUCAUUAGUGAAAAUGGUCUUUUAUGUCCUCCCAGCAGACAGACAUCAAGGAUGAGUUAACCAGGAGACUACUCCUGUGACUGUGGAGCUCUGGAAGGCUUGGUGGGAGUGAAUUUGCCCACACCUUACAAUUGUGGCGGGAUCCAGAAGAGCCUGUCUUUUCAUAUACAUUCUUUGAUGUCAUUGGCCUCUCCCACCGAUUUCAUUACGGUGCCACGCAGUCAUGGAUCUGGGUAGUCCGGAAAACAAAAGGAGGGAAGACAGCCUGGUAAUGAAUAAGAUCCUUACCACAGUUUUCUCAUGGGAAAUACAUAAUAAACCCUUUCAUCUUUUUUUUUCCUUUAAGAAUUAAAACUGGGAAAUAGAAACAUGAACUGAAAAGUCUUGCAAUGACAAGAGGUUUCAUGGUCUUAAAAAGAUACGUUAUGUGGUUGAAGAUGAAAUCAUUCCUAAAUUAACCUUUUUUUUAAAAAAAAAACAAUGUAUAUUAUGUUCCUGUGUGUUGAAUUUUUUAAAAAAAAUACUUUACUUGGAUAUUCAUGUAAUAUAUAAAGGAUUGGUGAAAUGAACUUUAGUUAGGAAAAAGCUGGCAUCAGCUUUCAUCUGUGUAAGUUGACACCAAUGUGUCAUAAUAUUCUUUAUUUUGGGAAAUUAGUGUAUUUUAUAAAAAUUUUAAAAAGAAAAAAGACUACUACAGGUUAAGAUAAUUUUUUUACCUGUCUUUUCUCCAUAUUUUAAGCUAUGUGAUUGAAGUACCUCUGUUCAUAGUUUCCUGGUAUAAAGUUGGUUAAAAUUUCAUCUGUUAAUAGAUCAUUAGGUAAUAUAAUGUAUGGGUUUUCUAUUGGUUUUUUGGAGACAGUAGAGGGAGAUUUUGUAACAAGGGCUUGUUACACAGUGAUAUGGUAAUGAUAAAAUUGCAAUUUAUCACUCCUUUUCAUGUUAAUAAUUUGAGGACUGGAUAAAAGGUUUCAAGAUUAAAAUUUGAUGUUCAACCUU
Messenger RNA from Pan troglodytes (chimpanzee), 5401 nucleotides. RefSeq names its product SH3 domain containing ring finger 1 (gene SH3RF1). Gene Ontology annotation, biological process: protein ubiquitination; positive regulation of proteasomal ubiquitin-dependent protein catabolic process; negative regulation of apoptotic process. Lineage: Eukaryota; Metazoa; Chordata; Mammalia; Primates; Hominidae. Gene Ontology annotation, molecular function: ubiquitin protein ligase activity; protein binding. The record is from RefSeq and is a predicted model, not a curated record. The transcript is spliced from 12 exons. Gene Ontology annotation, cellular component: cytosol. The coding region runs from base 474 to 3140 and encodes 888 amino acids.